Plasmodium vinckei vinckei is the source of this 726-nucleotide messenger RNA. RefSeq names its product ATP-dependent Clp protease proteolytic subunit, putative. Gene Ontology annotation, cellular component: endopeptidase Clp complex. The transcript has a single exon. NCBI's taxonomy places the organism in Eukaryota, Apicomplexa, Aconoidasida, Haemosporida, Plasmodiidae. The coding region runs from base 1 to 726 and encodes 241 amino acids. The record is from RefSeq and is a predicted model, not a curated record. Gene Ontology annotation, biological process: protein quality control for misfolded or incompletely synthesized proteins. Gene Ontology annotation, molecular function: ATPase binding; serine-type endopeptidase activity; ATP-dependent peptidase activity.
AUGCAUAGAUUUUGGAUAUUUAUAUUCAAUUUUAUAUAUUUUUGUGUAUGUAAAAAAAAAAAAUAUAUAACUCCAUCCAGUUUCAUUAUAGCUCAAACUAAUAACAACAUACGACGUAAAAAUAAGUUACGUUAUUAUGAUAAUGAAUAUCCAAAACAAAAUAUUAGUAUACCAUCUUUGUUGUUAUCAAAAAGAAUAAUAUUUUUAUCAUCUCCUAUAUAUCCUCAUAUUUCAGAACAAAUAAUAUCUCAGUUAUUAUAUUUAGAAUAUGAAUCCAAAAGGAAGCCAAUUCAUUUAUAUAUUAACAGUACAGGUGAUUUAGAAAAUAAUAAAAUAGUUAACUUAAAUGGGAUUACUGAUGUAAUAUCAAUAGUUGAUGUAAUUAAUUAUAUAUCAUCAGAUGUGUAUACAUAUUGCUUAGGUAAAGCAUAUGGUAUUGCAUGUAUAUUAGCUAGUAGUGGAAAAAAAGGAUAUCGAUUUUCUUUAAAAAAUUCAUCUUUUUGCUUAAAACAAUCCUAUUCUAUUAUACCUUUUAAUCAAGCAACAAAUAUUGAAAUCCAAAAUAAAGAAAUAAUGAACACUAAAAAAAAAGUUAUAGAUAUAAUUGCAAAAAAUACAGAAAAAGAUAGUAAUAUUAUUUCAGAGAUAUUAGAUAGGGAUAGAUAUUUCAAUGCAAAUGAAGCUUCUGAUUUUAAUUUGAUAGAUCACAUUUUGGAAAAACAAUAA